Molecule: messenger RNA, 525 nt
Organism: Trichoplax adhaerens
Lineage: Eukaryota; Metazoa; Placozoa; Uniplacotomia; Trichoplacea; Trichoplacidae
Exons: 1
Biological process (GO): regulation of transcription by RNA polymerase II
Molecular function (GO): DNA-binding transcription factor activity, RNA polymerase II-specific; RNA polymerase II cis-regulatory region sequence-specific DNA binding
Source: RefSeq, a predicted model, not a curated record
AACAACCAGAACUCGAAUAAAGUUCAUGUAUGCAAAUAUUGCAAUCGUCGCUUCAAUGCCCACUACAAUUUAGUUCGUCACUUGCCAGUCCAUACCGGAGAGCGACCAUUUGUUUGCAAGGUGUGCGGUAAAGGAUUCCGCCAAGCAAGUACAUUAUGCAGGCAUAAAAUCAUUCACACAACAGACAAGCCAUUCAAGUGCAAUGUCUGCAAUAAGUCAUUCAAUCGAUCAUCAACAUUAAAAACGCAUAUGCGCAUCCAUACAGGAUAUAAACCAUUUCAGUGCCACAUAUGCAAGAAAGGAUUCCAUCAAAAAGGCAAUUAUAAAAAUCACAUGUUAACUCAUAGUGGCAGUAAACCCUAUAAGUGUACCAUGUGCAAUAAGGCUUUCCAUCAAAUGUACAGCUUAACCUUUCAUAUGCAUACACACAGCGAUGUUAAGCCAUUCAAUUGUCAAGUUUGUGGCCGUGGAUUUUGCCGUAAUUUCGAUUUGCGUAAGCAUGUUCGCAAAGUCCAUUCCAAGCAA